Molecule: messenger RNA, 339 nt
Organism: Spodoptera littoralis (African cotton leafworm)
Lineage: Eukaryota; Metazoa; Arthropoda; Insecta; Lepidoptera; Noctuidae
Source: the annotation of a GenBank genome assembly
AUGAAAAUGCGUGUCGACGAGAAACUAUUCAUGAAAACUAUCUUCACUAGCCGUGUUGACAAGGAGUGUGAAACUGAAUUAGUUUCGCUUCGCAAUCGGAAACGCGCGGUAUUUAGGCGACAGCGGCGCCGGAGUUGGGUGCACGAUCCGUGUUGCACGACUACGUGCAUACUCAUAAUAUACAUCUGCUUUUAUCGACCUGACCCAAUAUUAUCCGUUAUUUACAACAAAACUAAUGGAUACGGUAAUAAAACAGAAAUGCUUUUCUCUAGUGUUUGUGGAAUUGAUUUUAUAAUCGUAAGCUUAGAUCGAAACUGCAUGAAUAAAUAUUCAAAUUGA